CCCGAUGGUCAGCCAGUAAAAUGAACGGGGACUUGGCAUGGGCUACAUUUCUCCUCUGAGCGGCGUUUCUACACAAAGAUUGCGUUAGAGAAGAACCUUCCUUUGGGCGGUUGUGACCUGCAGCUACUCCACGAAGUCAGGUCUCCAGUAGGGAGAAGUACCAUCUGUCAGUGGUGGCAACAAUCGGAGUGAUCUGCAGCUAAACUAGACUAAGGGCAUGCUGAACUUGCAACAUGCUGGCUUAUUUGACUUGAACAGCUUGAGGAAGAGUUAAAAGGCGGCUGUGCUUCGGUGAGAGCUUGAACCCACAGCUGGCGAAGACAUGGGGAACACUGCGACCAAGUUCCGUAAGGCUCUCAUCAACGGGGACGAGCUGCUAGCCUGCCAGCUCUACGAGAGCAACCCACAGUUCAAGGAGGCUCUGGAUCCCAACGCCACAUACGGAGAGUCCUACCAGCACAACACUCCACUGCACUACGCUGCCCGGCACGCCAUGAUGUGCCUACUCAGGUCGUUUCUCAUAGACAAAGAUGGCAAUCCUAACAAGCGCAACGUGCACAAUGAGACAUCUCUGCACCUCCUUUGCAUGGGGCCUCAGAUCCUGACCUCAGAGGGUGCGCUGCAGCCACGGAUCUCGCGGCCCUACGAGGACGAACAACGUCGGACGGAAUGCCUCCGGAUCAUCUUGUCUUGGACCGGGGCGAAGCUGGACCAUGGAGAGUAUGAGAGCGCUGAAAUCAAUGCCACUGACAACAAGAAAAACACCUGCCUGCACUAUGCAGCCGCCUCAGGCAUGAGGACCUCAGUUGAGUUACUGCUGCAGAGAGGAGCAGACCUGUUUGUGGAGAACGAAAACCGUGAGACUCCAUGUGACUGUGCCGAGAUGCAGCACCACAAGGAUUUGGCCCUGAGCCUGGAGUCGCAGAUGGUCUUCUCUCUGGCCCCUGAGGCGGAGGGUAUAGAAGCAGAGUAUGCAGCCCUCGAUCGAAGAGAGUUGUAUGAGGGCCUGCGGCCUCAGGACCUGCGGAGGCUGAAGGACAUGCUGAUAGUGGAGACAGCGGACAUGCUGCAAGCCCCUCUCUUCACUGCAGAAGCUUUUCUACGUGCCCAUGACUGGGACCGAGAGAAGCUUCUGGAAGCCUGGAUGAGUAACGCCGAGGAAUGCUGCCAACGAUCAGGGGUGCAGAUGCCCAACCCACCCCCUAGUGGCUACAACACUUGGGACACACUGCCGUCGCCCCGGACACCUCGCACCACCCGCUCCUCCGUCACUUCCCCAGACCAAAUCAGCCUCUUAGCGGUGGAUGACGAUUCCUCUCUGUGUGGUAUCUGCAUGUCUUCCAUCUCCUUCUUUGAGGAACCUGUUGACAUGUCCUGUGGCCAUGAUUUCUGCAGAGCAUGCUGGGAAGGGUUUCUCAAUCUAAAGAUCCAAGAGGGAGAAGCGCACAACAUUUUCUGUCCAGCCUAUGAUUGUUAUCAGCUGGUGCCAGUAGAAGUCAUCGAAAGCGUGGUCUCCAGAGAGAUGGACAGGCGAUACCUGCAGUUUGACAUAAAGGCGUUUGUGGAAAACAAUCCAGUGAUACACUGGUGUCCUGUUGCAGGAUGUGAGAGAGCAGUACGACUAAACGCUCAGGCCCCUGGAACCUCCAACGCAGACCCUCUAAGCUUUCCCCUGCUUCGGGCCCCGGCAGUAGACUGCGGCAAGGGCCACCUCUUCUGCUGGGAAUGUCGAGGAGAGGCACAUGAACCCUGUGACUGUGACACAUGGAAGCUGUGGCUUCAGAAGGUCACUGAAAUGAAACCUGAAGAAUUGGCUGGCGUAAGUGAAGCUUAUGAGGAUGCAGCGAAUUGUUUAUGGUUGCUCUCCAAUUCUAAACCCUGCCCCACCUGCAAGUCUCCAAUACAGAAAAAUGAGGGCUGCAAUCACAUGCAGUGUGCUAAGUGUAAGUACGACUUCUGCUGGAUCUGCCUGGAGGAGUGGAAGAAGCACAGCUCGUCAACCGGCGGCUACUACCGCUGCACCCGUUACGAAGUCAUCCAGCAGGUGGUGGAACAGUCGAAGGAAAUGACAGAGGAGGCAGAGAAGAAGCACAAGAGCUUUCAGGAACUUGAUCGUUUUAUGCACUACUACACACGCUUCAAGAACCAUGAGCACAGCUAUCAGCUCGAGCAGCGCCUGUUAAAAACGGCCAAAGAGAAGAUGGAGCAGCUCAGUCGAGCCCUCAGUGGAAGGGAAGGAGGCCCCCCUGAUACUACGUUCAUCGAAGAUGCGGUCCUAGAGCUGCUGAAGACCCGCCGCAUCCUAAAGUGCUCUUAUCCUUAUGGGUUCUUUCUAGAGCCCAAAAGCACAAAGAAGGAGAUCUACGAGCUUAUGCAGACCGACUUGGAAAUGGUGACUGAGGACUUGGCUCAGAAGGUCAACAGGCCCUACCUGCGAACUCCACGCCACAAGAUCAUCCGAGCUGCAUGUCUUGUACAGCAGAAAAGACAAGAGUUUUUGGCCUCAGUGGCAAGAGGAGUGGCUCCAAAUGACUCUCCUGAAGCCCCCAGACGCAGUUUUGCAGGUGGAACAUGGGACUGGGAAUAUUUAGGCUUUGCAUCACCUGAGGAAUAUGCAGAGUUCCAGUACAGAAGGAGACAUCGGCAGCGAAGACGAGGGGACAUGUCCAGUGUCCGAAGUAACACACCUGACCCUGAUGAUCUCAGCAACUCCACUUUAGAAGCCCAGGAUGUUGGUGGUGGCCGCAGACAAGGUCAUUUGAUGGGUCUGGACUCCCUGGAUGAGGAUGACCCAAACAUUUUGCUGGCCAUCCAGCUCUCUCUCCAAGACUCGAGGAUGACGGAGAUCGGCUCCGAUCAUGACGCCCUCGCCAACGAAGCCUCGCUUGGUGCAAUCGGUACUUCCUUGCCUUCCAGACUUGAGCAGGCCCCUCCGGGCGUCGACGUCCUCCCCAGAGCUUCUCUCAGCAGCUCAGAACUGCUGGAGCGAGCCGAUAACUUGGCCAGGCUGGGCAACAUCAGCAGCCAGUACUCUCCCGGCCCCAGCUUCCCCUACGUGGAGCACUGUGACAUCCGUCUCCGGGCGCAUAAAGCAGCCGCUCUGUUGGGCAGCAACUCCUCCACUGGCCUUUUCUCUUCCUCCACGGACUCGACCACGUGCGGCAGCAAUGACCCGUCGUCGUCGUCAUCUGCCUUGACGACGAAUGCUAAUCUGCUUGGAAACAUCAUGGCUUGGUUUCACGACAUGAAUCCGCAGGGCAUCACCCUGGUCCCACCGACCGACCCCAACGUGGCUCCGCUUCCCGAACGCGGAGAAGGAUGCCUGCAAGGCAACGAGAAAGGCGGCUUCAUCGGCUUCCUGGACGACAGAAAACCUCAGGAGGCGAUGGCAGACGCGGGGUUUUGCACGCAGAGGUCAAGCAACACGGAGGAGAAGGAGAGCGCCGUCGCCGAGAGGCCCACUCAGUUGGAUCUGGUGGGGUUGGACACCAUGCAGCUACCUUACACUGCGGCGCCUGAUGGAAGUGGAGAGCAUGGCGAGCGCUCAAAGGGCUGCCAUGUUGACAGUCCACGCUCUGACUAUGCCUCUGACCAGCUGCCCAGCACCAGCUCCUCUGAGUGGGAGGACCACAUGCACUUGGUUUGAGCCGCCUGGCUGGGAUGAUGAGGAGGUUCACUGAAGUCCAAAAACCACUACAGAUUGGAAAGCAGCUUUGCUGGAGCUGCUGGUGUAGAAUGUACUGCGAAUGAAGAAUUUGUCGGCUAUUCAUUGCUAGGGAGCGUGUAAAGAAGCAUUUACAGUUUAAAUCCAGUGCAGGAACUGUAGGCCAGCAGUGAAACCAGACCACUGAUUAUUUUAUAUUUUAUUUUAUUUUUUUAGUAUCGUGAGCACACACUGCAAUGAACGCACCAAGAUGAUCUGAAACAAAUUAGAAAUUCUGUCUUGAUGAAAAUUAAAUGUUGCUGUUGUAUCCAUACAUCAACAUUUUCUAUAGGAUGCAGAUAGAGAGAUGGUUCUCAUUGCGGUCCAAAUAAUCUUCUUUCUUCGUAGGUGCCAAACACUGACUUAUAAAAGCACAGUUUGCAGUCACCAAGUGGAUUUUUUUAAAGCAAAUUGUGCCUGAUUAUCACAAUCUCAGAAACCCUAAAUGUGAACAUCCUGAGCCAUAUUUUUGUUUGAGCUUGUGGUUCAGUGUUCUUUUCAAAUCCCGCUCACUAAAAGCUUUCGCGUGCUGUGUGAAACUGAAGUAGUAGUGGAUAUUAUGAGAAACUUCCAAGGAGAGAGAGAGAGAAAAAAAAAGGUUAUUUGCUCAACUGAAAAAGCAGGUGGCCUGCUCAAAAAUAUUUCAGAAUGGUCUUGACAAUGGUUAUUCAUCUCAGAGGUUCAGCCUGAAUAGGAAGCGUCCUCAGAGCUUAAAAAUGAGAACCGCUGACAGAUCCAGAGGAGGGAGAGAGG
Messenger RNA from Poecilia latipinna (sailfin molly), 4456 nucleotides. RefSeq names its product ankyrin repeat and IBR domain-containing protein 1. NCBI's taxonomy places the organism in Eukaryota, Metazoa, Chordata, Actinopteri, Cyprinodontiformes, Poeciliidae. The transcript has 21 exons. Bases 323 to 3646 code for a protein of 1107 amino acids. Gene Ontology annotation, biological process: protein ubiquitination. Gene Ontology annotation, molecular function: zinc ion binding; protein binding; ubiquitin-protein transferase activity. The record is from RefSeq and is a predicted model, not a curated record.